CCUGCUGACUGAGCUGUGGUCAGGCCGCCACGGGUAACCCUGUUCUGGCAGGCUCCCCCAGCCAGAUGUCAUCUUUCCAGGAGUCAGCGUGAAGUCGACGUAAACUGGCCAGAAACGCUGUUCCACACACAGCGCGGAUCCAGAUCACGCUUGCAUAUCCGAGUGGUUCAGCAGUGAGCCAAGCUGUUGUUUGUGGCCAUAGAAAUCAUGGUCAGCCAGAGUUAAGCGUGCAGAUAUCUGUGCUCCUGGGGCUACGUACCAUGUACCACAAAAGCUGCCAACUGCCUGGGUGCUGCUCACCUUUCUCAGAGCUCCCCCCACUGUCAGGUGAAAGCUGACUGUAGUUGUCGGGCUCCUGACAUUCGCCUUAUGAGCUUCAUCAUUCCACCUCUCUGCUGGCUCCCCUUGCUCUGGAUGGGUGGUUUCAGGUGCAUUUAUGUUCCCUGUUUCUGUUCCUGCCUGCUGUAGUCCUAGACUAUCCUCACUGCCUAUUUCCUGAGCUGCAUUCCUGAUUAUCAUUGCUCUUCUGCCACCGUAGGCCUAGUUGAAGCAUCCAGUCUUUUGUUUCUUUGUUUCCUGCUUGAAAUCAGCUGCUUCUGCGCUUGUUUCAACUGCAAUAGCAUCUUGUUCCCAGCUAUGGUUUGCAUUACAGGCUCCCUGAUUUCAAAGCCCUCAGGCCGACUUCUGACUCCACUCCUUUCACCUUGCUCGUUGGAUUCGUGGAUCUUUUUGUACUUCCAUUGGCAUUGACUUCUGCUUUUUAACAUUAUUCCAGUGCUACUGUUGCCUUGUCUAUACCUGACAGAUGCUUUCCAGUCUCAGCUGAGACUCCCUGAAGGGAUUCAUAAAAGUGUGCUGAGAAGAGAGAUGCCUCAGGCUGCAGUCAGACAUGGCUGCUGACCCUCAGGAGGAGCAGAUUGCUCCUUGUGUGCUGUGGUGCCCUCUCAGGAGGGAAUGACACGCCCUCAGAUCUGCUAACGGAACAGACCAUUGCUUCCUAACCCUUUUCUGACACAGUGUUCCAUGUUAAAAAUGUCUAGUCUUCAGUCUUGUUGCUAACCUGGAUUGCUGUGACAGAACCGGACUGCACACAAAAUUACAUUUUCACCAGUGGCUGCUGCACUCACUGGGCAGAGUGGAGCUCCCUCUUUUGCUUGAGAAGGAAUGUGAACUUAAUACCAGGGGAGAAAAAUAUUUCAGCCAUUUUACUAGGAAGUGUUUAGGAUAUGUCGCCUGGAUACUCUUUCUGUUAGAUUCAUUCAAGUUUGCAAGGAAUAAUUAAGCAUUCAUUUUGGGAGAUGGGAGAAUGAGCACUGCUCUUUAGUCUUCUGAGCACUCACAUGGAGGAGGAGGAACCAAGAUUCCAUUCUUAGCUUCACUGAAUACUUAAUUUAAUGUAUUUAAAUGUUAAUUGGAGUCCUGGUGAGUGCCCUGAGCAUUAAGCUGCAGAAGUAUUGCUCAUUCUUGUCUUUUUCCUCAGCCCAAUUAAUAUUUAAUAACUCUGUGCAAAUUAGAACCACCCUACAGGAAUGAUGGAAACUCACUUCCCCUGCGGUGUUCUCCAACUUGCUGAUUAUUCAUGUGAGAAAGCCCUGUGUGAAUACUCAAACUGCUUACUGCUGUUGCCUCCCAGCAACAUUGCAAUGAGACGAGAUGUCCAAGAGGGCCAGGCUCGGUGUUUAUCUCGCCUAGGAAGGCACAAGGAGGCUCUGGAUAUUGCAGAAAAAUUGAGAAACGGCGCUACUAACACAGAUCACUUAACGACGGUUCUCAACCUGCAGUUUACCAUUUACCAGGGUCUAGAAAAUGUGGAAAGAAAGAUCACGUGUCUGCAGCAAUUGAUCUGCUUACAUCCUUUCAGCCCUUGGUACUGGAAGUUACUUGCUGAAGCUUAUAUGAGCCUUUUACAGAGUUUUUCUCCAUUAGUCAUUGCAGAAACAAAUCUAAAUCAGUCUGAAGAGGUUAGUGUAAGUGAUAGUAGUUUCAAAACAUCUACUGGAAGAGAGAUGAGUUUGCAGCCUCGCAGAUCAGAUGGCCAGAAAGAAGGCCCUUGGUCCAGCCUUGCUACAGAAACAAAGAGGGAGAAUGCAGUGGUGUGUAGGAGCGGCCAAGCUGUAGAAGAAUUCCUCUGCACUUUGGAGGAACCGGAAAAGAUGGAUGAAGGGAAACAUGUAGCCUCCAAGUCCUGGGAGCAGAACAUGUUGAAGAAAGUUGAGAUAAAGGCAUGUGCCUCGUUUAUUAGAGCAAGGCUUUUACUUCAGCUUACCCAGUUGCAACAGUUGUCCUUUGCGCUAGAGAAUAACAUAAAAAGUCAAGAAGAAAUUGAUGACAAAGUGGCCGGACUUGGUUUCAAUGAAGACUCCUUGCUGUUGAUGACCAAGGUUAUGGGGCAGGAUCUUAGACCGGAAAAACUAAAAGAGGAAUUUCAGGGUGAGGUAAAAUGCAUAGGCCCUUCAGUGCUGUCAUCGUUGGUAACUGCAUCAGCCACAGAAUUUGAAAUCAAAUGGUUUGGUAAUCUCCAAGAUGAUUUAUGUCACUUUGACAGACAAUUCUGUUCAGAUAUAUAUCUCCCACCUUCUGUAGCUUAAAGGUUUUAUUGUAUUUAUUUCAUAUAUCCAAAUGAUUAUGGAAUGAUGUAUGCAAUAAAGUUCAUAUUACAUUU
Molecule: messenger RNA, 2662 nt
Organism: Phalacrocorax carbo (great cormorant)
Lineage: Eukaryota; Metazoa; Chordata; Aves; Suliformes; Phalacrocoracidae
Source: RefSeq, a predicted model, not a curated record